This is a messenger RNA of Odobenus rosmarus divergens (Pacific walrus), 510 nucleotides long. RefSeq lists its product as uncharacterized. The record is from RefSeq and is a predicted model, not a curated record. The transcript has 2 exons. Bases 1 to 510 code for a protein of 169 amino acids. Lineage: Eukaryota; Metazoa; Chordata; Mammalia; Carnivora; Odobenidae.
AUGGCCUCCCCACCCUAUUUUAAAAGAGCUCCUCCCGGAACGCCGGAACGGAGCCCUGGCCCGGCUGCCCCGCUCCCGGCGAGGUGGGCUUCCCACCAGCCGCCCAAGCUGCUGGUAAUUACCGAGGGAGUUCCCGUGUCGGAUGCAACCCGAUGGACGGCUGGUGAGGGGGUGCGGGACAAAGGCUGCCGGUCGGGGCGAUCGGGACGUCGGAGAGGAGAGCAGUGCUGGCGAUCCCGCCGGCGGUCUCCGUCCGCGGAAACCAGGGCCCAGCCGGCCGAGGUGGGGGAGGCCGGACUCUGGCCGCAGGACCCCUGCCUCUCCCAGAGGGCUGAGUCCCGACCGCCUCUCGUUCCACUCAGCUCGCCGCCGGGAGGGUUGGGACACCCAGACCUGUGCAAGUCACUUACUCCCUCCGGGGCAGGCUGGCCUCAGUCAGUGACAAUGUCCAGCCCUACCGACAGCAGCCAAGAAGAGCCCCGGGUCCACUUUGGAACUCCCAAGCGCUGA